AAUAGUGUCCCAGAACAGGGAAUCCCAGGUGGUGGGAAGAAAUAGCAAACCCUGAUUGGCCUUUUGAACUCACCCUCAACUCCUUUUCCUCAACAUUUUCCCCUCACACUUGGAUACCAGACAUUGAGUGUUGAGUCAUGCCAAUGUGAGCAGUAACACUCUUGCUUGUCGCUUUGCCAGGACACCUUGGUGCUCCAACAUUUCUAUUCAAUUAUCAGUUGGUUUUAAUUGGUGCUUUGAUGUUGGUUGGUUAAGUGAUGAUCAUUGUUUGAUGGCAGAUCAAAUGGAUGCUAAUGAUGUGAUCAAGUGCGUGGAUUUAAAUAAUGUUGAUAGUGCUGGUAAGUUGUAAUCCUAAUUUGCUGUCAGUUGUCAUCAAUCAUGUCUACCAAAACAAUAAACAAUGAACACAUAAAGCGGCCCAUGAACGCUUUCAUGGUUUGGUCUCGCGGACAAAGAAGAAAAAUGGCCCAGGAAAAUCCCAAAAUGCACAAUUCUGAAAUAUCCAAGCGAUUGGGUGCUGAAUGGAAGCAACUCAGCGAAUCUGAAAAAAGGCCCUUCAUUGACGAAGCUAAGAGAUUGAGAACUCUGCACAUGAAAGAGCACCCUGACUACAAAUAUCGACCGAGAAGGAAGCCCAAAUCCCUGAUGAAGAAAGAAAACAAAUUCGGGUUCACAUUGUCGCCACUAAUAUCAUCAAGCGACAUCAACGGACUGUCUCGGGGUCUUUUGCCGCCAUUAUCAGCCGGACUACCAAGUUCCCAUCACCAACAUCACCACCACUCACUUCUGAACCACGACGAUUUGAAAAUUCCCCGGUUCUUCCCUUCAUUUCCGUACUCCUUGUACCCAAUCCAGCCGUCUGCGAAAUUAAGCGAUAGCAUCAACAACGGGAACAAACUGGCUGCCGAUCUGACAUUCCAAGCUAUUUAUCACAGCGGAACUCUAUACGCGAGUCACCACGCGGUGAAUUCAUGGCCCAACUUGCCAGGAUCUCCAACAACGCCUACAACCACGUGCUUGCAGGCGAAUUGCAAUUGUUCUUCACCCAAUGCUGAUCAUCAGGUAGCCAAAGACAGCAAACGGGUGUACUUGCCGACUUUCAACGACAACAACAAGAGCAACGAGGAUUCCAUUGAUCUGAUCAACAGUCCAAUGAAAAUUGAUGACGACGUAAAUGUAGAUGGAAAUGAAGGGUUUGCAAAAACAGACGAAAAAGUGAAGGAUUGCAAUGAUGCCGGGGUGAUAGCUGAUAGCAAGAAUGAAUUCGACCACAAACCUUUUUCCACGAGCAGCAGCAGCAGCACCAGCAGUGUAAAUAACGCGUCUGAUAGCAAUAAUUUGUUUUCAGUUAAAAAUUUAACCUCUAAUUCGAACUCUACAAUCCAGCGCAAUCAUGUUAUUUGAAGACCGCUUCCGGUUCUCCCAGAUUUAAAUUUCCGGGGGAACCUGGUGUCCAAUUGGACACCCCCUGAUUGGUGGAGAAUUGAUCCUCUAAUUACACCAAUUAACCGUACAUCUGUUGCUACCGCCCCUUCUCCGUCAUCUAUUGCGUCACCGGGGAAUUUUUCGUCAACGAUGCCGGGCAAUGUUUUUAGAAACGAUGUCGAUGAUGAACGAUAAGUAUCAUUUGUGUUGUGCUAUUUGGUUUUUAAUGAAAAGACUGCACAAUAAAGCAAAGAUGGGAUGUUUAAUGAAUUUGGAUGUAAAUAAAAUUGGUUGGUUUUGUUUUUGUUGUUAGAAUUUUGGUAAUUUGUUUUUAGAUAAAGGCUUUUGUAGCAUUAACAGAGGUGCUGCGUUGUAUGUGUAACUAUCAUGCGAGAAUUUAUGUAAUUAGUGAGAUAAGUCUUUGGUACAGAAGGGGUGUUGCGAUUGAGGAAAGAUUUAAUUACGGUUUGGUCAUUACAUGCUUCUUUGGAUUUUUUAAAUUGAUUUAUGUGAUUAUGGGAUUUCGUUAUUUUAAAAAUAAAUAAAAGAAAUCAUGUUUUUCUGUUUAUGGUAUCAUGAAUGAUUAUAUGGAGUCAAAUAUUAUCAUAAAUGAUGAUGUUUAGUUAUAUAUGGUCGCACAUAUUACUAUAAUCAAUGAUUACACAUAAUAAAUGAAUAUGACUGUAUGAUUUUGGUAAAAAUUCAUAAAUAACUCGCCAUGAUCAUACAGAAUAAUUAUGAUCAUAUGUGACCAUGAUCAUAUAGAAAAAUUAUGAUCAUAUGUGAUCAUGAUAAUAUGUAACGUAUACGGUUAUAUGUAAUUAUGAUCGUAUAGAAUAUGUAUGAUUAUGAUUAUUUAAAACAUGUAAGUUCAUAUGUGAACAUGAUCAUAUUGAACAUGUAUGAUCUGUAGAACACAUAGACCAUAUUUGAUCACAAAUUGUUUAUGUUUUAAAUUGAAUUUAAAACUUCCUCACGCAAGUUCAAAAAUUGCAACAUUUCUUCCCUAAUUUUUGUAACGCUCAAAAAAAGAAAAAUCUAA
This is a messenger RNA of Cotesia glomerata, 2467 nucleotides long. Its product is annotated as transcription factor SOX-14-like. NCBI's taxonomy places the organism in Eukaryota, Metazoa, Arthropoda, Insecta, Hymenoptera, Braconidae. The coding region runs from base 379 to 1404 and encodes 341 amino acids. The transcript has 2 exons. Gene Ontology annotation, biological process: anatomical structure morphogenesis; cell differentiation; regulation of DNA-templated transcription. The record is from RefSeq and is a predicted model, not a curated record. Gene Ontology annotation, molecular function: RNA polymerase II cis-regulatory region sequence-specific DNA binding; DNA-binding transcription factor activity, RNA polymerase II-specific.